This is a messenger RNA of Cuscuta campestris, 3140 nucleotides long. The record is from the annotation of a GenBank genome assembly. NCBI's taxonomy places the organism in Eukaryota, Viridiplantae, Streptophyta, Magnoliopsida, Solanales, Convolvulaceae.
CACAACUUUCGGCCAUCCCAUUUUAGAGAGAAGAAAAUUUUAUUUUGUGUUCAAAGUUAUUUUUCUAAAGUGUUAGAAAUAUACACAAAAUAUUAUAAACAAAUAUUUAUAAGAUAAAUAUUUUGCUAUAUAUUUAUUACUCCCAAAGUAGUAUUAUUAUAGUUUUUACUAUCCUAUAUUAAACUUGCUAGCACAAGUUUAAUCUUGGACUCCGGAGCAAGUUUGUGUGGAUACGUUGGAGGCUUCAUACGUUUGGCGCUACGUUCAUCUCCUCAAAACCAUCCCCGACCGUUCCUCUGUUCUCCGUUUUCACCGUUAAGGUUAAUAGAAAGAAUGAUGUGACAUGAUCCUGGGGCGGACGGAGGCGAGAUUGUCGGAAUGGAUGUGAUGGUUUUGAAUUAUGUUUGUGAUUAUGAUUUGUUAAGCUUCCGCAAUAUUAUUGAAUACUCCGUACUGUUUAUGUUAUGAAAAUUAUUAUUGUGAUAAAUAAAAGUGUUUGAAAAGUUUUAAAUUUUACGAUUACUAAGUUAAUACUUUAGUCUGAAAGGGGCUGCAGACCUGGACGGAUUAGGGUGUUACACACCGUCGGGACGCGAGCUUCCAAGUUGGAGAUCGGGUCUUGUUGAAACUCCAACCUUAUCGCCCGCAUUCGGUGGUCACACGCCGCUCUCAAAAACUCGCACGCAGGUAAUACUGGCCCUUCUCAAUCACGGCCAAGGUGGGUGCCACGGCCUAUCGUCUCCAAUUGCCAGAGGGGUCACGAAUCCAUCACGUUUUCCACGUCUCUCUACUCAAGCCGUUUCGUGGGGAUGCCUCACCUAAACUACUACCCUUGUCGACAGAAUUCAAGCAUGGGGACCCCAUCUCUACUCCUAUCAGGAUCCACAACAGGCGUACAGUUUUAAAAAAUCGUUCACAUAAGGAGCAGGCCUUGGUGGAAUGGUCCGACGGCGGCCUCGACGAUGCUGUUAAACAACUUAUAGAUGCAACCUGGGAGUCCCUGCAAACACUUCGGGAUUUGUUUCCUUCCUUGCACCUUGAGGACAAGGUGUGUCUUGAACGGGGGGAGAGUGUUACAACGGAGCCGCAACAAUCGGAAGGAACGACACACAUGGGAGUUCGGUGUAGCAUGCGGGAGAGACGACUACCGGCAUGGCGUAUAGAUUACGAGGAUUGAAAAUCAUUAUUAUGGCAACUGUUAUUAAUCAUAUUUAGCAUUAUUUAUUAAAGUUGUAUUUUAGAUUUUUAUUAGGUGAGCGAAUUAUAAGAUUCUUCGAGGGUUUCUUUUCGGUUCUUUACCUCGUCGCUUUUCUUGAACCGACAGGAUAGAAAAGUAGGGUUACGAAAACAUGUAUGGCAAAUUUUCUUCACAAAUCAUUUCGGCCAUUUUUUGCCUAUUUUGCUCGUCGCUAUAAGCAAAAAGGCCGCCCUUACCUCUGUUAGCAAACCGAGAAAUUUGGGUUUGCACUUCUUGUCGUCCCUUUUUUUUGGCCUCGUAUUUGGCGUACUCCACGGGAUGCCUCGACCUUAGGUGUUUUUCCGGACCGCCAUAACCGCCGGAAACUCCCAUUUUUAUGACGGUCCCGCAAUGUUUACAAGUUCCAUAAACUAUGCCAUCUUUUGUGUCUUUGUCAAAAUGAUAAACAAAUAANUUACCUUUGUCCGGACCUCGAGAGGGUAAUUUCAUUUUCAAUCAAAUCUUGAACUGGAACGGCCGAGCCAUGAGCCAAAACGAGACCUUUACAGUGCCCGAGGGUUUAUCUCAGAGAGAAAGAAAGUCAGAUAAUACUGCAUCGGGUAAUUUGAUUUGGAGGCCAUUUGAGUGGUUCAGGAAGCUCAGUGAUGAUCUGCACUGGAGCUUUGUUUUAUCUGUGGUGAUUGUAUACGGAAUCAAUCAAGGGUUGAGUUUGGGUUUGAGCCGGAUUAGCAUACAGUACUAUAUGAAGGAUGAGCAGAAGCUGCAGCCCUCUGAAGCUCAGAUUUUUUCCGGAAUUAUAGCAUUGCCUUGGAUUGUUAAGCCUCUCUGGGGUCUGCUCACUGAUGUUCUUCCCAUUGCUGGAUAUAGACGAAGCCCUUAUUUCAUUCUCGCUGGUUCACUCGGCAUCAUUGGUAUGCUUACUCUGUCGAUGAGCAAGAACUUAUGCAUCGAAUUUGCUUUGUUAUGCAUAAUGACUGGCAGUGCUGGGGUUGCGAUAGCAGAUGUUAUAAUUGAUGCAUGUGUAACAGAGAACUGUAUCAGCCAUCCAUCUAUGGCUGGUGACAUGCAGAGCUUAUGUGGAGGGAGCUCUUCACUAGGUCAACUUAUUGGGUAUACAAUUAGUGGAUUUUUAGUUCACCUAAUUGGAGCAAAGUUGUUUUUGUAGGAAUCUUUAUACGAGAAAAGUAUAUGCAUACCAAGAGCUACAUUCAAAAAUUAAAAUUACAGAAACGCCACGUGGAGUUUCCGAGACGUCUCCAGGCGUGUCCGUGGCGUGUCGGUGUGUCCAAGGUGUCCGAAACGGGUACGGCAGCCUAUAUGGAGUUUCCGUGCAACAUAGAUUGAGAGUGCUUCCGGUAGCACUUUUGUUUUUGGUUCCUAGCAGUGACCCAAAUGCUUCUAUCCUUCCAAUUGAAAUGUUGAGAACUAAGAAGGGCGAGGAUUUGACAGAAACUCAUAGUAAUAUGGAAAUGGUGGCGCUUAUUGACCCCGUUAACUAGACCUUUCCGGAAUGAUCCAAGUUAGGGUUACUUUUUUUAUCCUUCCAUCCAAAAGGGGCAUGUUUCUAUAUCCAAAUUGCAGUUAUUUUGCUGUGAAAAGGGGAUUUCCAUAUGCAAGAGUAUGCUCCAGAGAUAGAUGAUAGAUCUACCCCCUCUGUGGUUAGAAACUAGAGCUGGCUGGUUCAGGUUCUUGUAAAGCUGGCUUGAUACUUUAAUUUCUUGUCCAGUGUAUACACACACCUGUACAAAAUCUAAUUUCUCUUAUAUACUCUCGGAACUUUAUACUCUAGUCUUGCUACUGCAUGGAGGGGCAAACAGUUGUUUUCACCCAGAGGCUUUAACCACUUUCAUUUCAUUCUUACUCCAAAGGUUGGGGAGCUUGGCUUUUUCCAUGUUUAUCUCUGUAUCUUUGUUAUGCCGGUAAAGAAAACACACAUAUUCAU